UCACUCACUGCACCAUGGCAUCAAUUGGAACGUUUAUUAUCUAUGUCUUCCUAAUGACAGCAGUGAUACAUCCUUCACUCGGUACUCGAUUGACAGCUAGGGCCUGCGAAGGCAGAGUUCUACAUAUAGAGUGUCCUAAUAGGAUCCUAAUAGACUGGGCACAUUAUGACAGAAGAAAUGAAAACACAUGCAGAGGCGCAUUUGUAUGGUGGAGUAGUGAUUAUGACCUUUGCUACGAAACUACUGGCAUUGCAAAGCAGGCCGUCGAAGUCCGUUGCCAUGGGAAGCAAUCGUGUUCUGUGGCUGCCAUAGAUGCUGUCUUUGGUGACCCUUGUCCUGAUACAAAAAAGUACUUGGAGGUCCGUUAUCGCUGUCUCUAAAUCAGCUGGCGAAUUGAGGAAAAUCACCCCGAAGAGAGCCCGGUGGGACUUGGGGGUGAGGCAGUAUAGUUGAGACAGUUUUCUUUAAAUAUUAUUCGGGGACAUGUAUUUCCAAGUAAAACCUUUCAUUGUUUGUUUAAAGUAGAAUUCUCUCAAUUUGGGGUUAUUUACUUAGGUAUUGAUAGCUUAGCUAUGAAACAUCAGUAUAAGCGCUCUAUUAAUG
Molecule: messenger RNA, 603 nt
Organism: Lytechinus variegatus (green sea urchin)
Lineage: Eukaryota; Metazoa; Echinodermata; Echinoidea; Temnopleuroida; Toxopneustidae
Product: D-galactoside-specific lectin-like
Exons: 2
Coding region: 15-380 (121 amino acids)
Molecular function (GO): carbohydrate binding
Source: RefSeq, a predicted model, not a curated record